Messenger RNA from Physcomitrium patens, 2735 nucleotides. RefSeq lists its product as uncharacterized. Lineage: Eukaryota; Viridiplantae; Streptophyta; Bryopsida; Funariales; Funariaceae. The record is from RefSeq and is a predicted model, not a curated record.
UUGGCCCUGUUAUUUUAUUUCUUUUUUUCUCUUUCCCUUCGACGCCCUUCUGGCUCCCUCGUCGCGGAUCACUAGAGCACAUCCUCUCUCUCACCCAUGUCGCCUGCAGUCACGAAUCUUGUUCACAAUGGUAGCAACAUCGUCACAGCCAUGCAGCAUGCAAUCUUGAGAACUGAGUGAGACGUUACUGCAAGCCUUCCUCCGCAGAUGACACAAGUCGGCGUCGACGCAGUCUAGUGGAUCCAGCCAGUGUUUUCGAUCUGAUCCGAGACGAUGACGCGGGCCGAUGAAUGUGCUGCGGAGAGCAUCGAUGCGUCGUCGGAAUCUGUGACCUGAAAGAAUGAGUCGUGUCUGUGGGUGCAAGACUACGUGACUGAUGGCAAAUCUUUGUGAGCGGUGCAAGUCUCAGGACUCCCACCACGCAACAUACCCAUGCGGACGUGCCAAGUCCACCCCCAGAUCCACCCUGCAGCCCCGGCGCAUUGACAGGCCUGUGUAUGUGCGAACCAAAACCGCCGACGAUACGUGCAUUGUGGUGGGUGGUGGAGGCAGGAACGGCAGCCCGGCGUCACUUCAUCUUCCAACUACACCGAACAGGUGUAACAAGCUAAGUCUGGUUUGCAGCGGUUCCAGGGGCGGAGAACAGGGCAGGAUCCAGUUGAUGGGCAAUAGCGUUAUCAAAUCUAGCAAUGAAGGGCUGCGAAUCAUUCCGUGCAAGGGCAAGGGUGGGAAUUUGCAGAUCUGGAUGGGUGGAAAACCCGUCUUGCGAAUGGGAAGCUCGAAGGGCGGCCGCGCCGAUGGCAGCGGAGGCAGAGGACGAGGAGAAGCUGUCUUUAACGGAGCAGGUGAAGGUGGAUUCCAGCUAAAUUUUGGUAAGGGAGUAGACAGGAGCCCUUCAAUUACUUGCGGGUCAGGUAGUAUCGGAAACGUGGACAUCAUCUACGGUGUGUUCUUUAUUUUCAGACCUCUUAGGAGAAAGCUUGACAUGAAUCAUAUCAAGCCGACAAUUACGCAUAUGAUCCACAGGAGAGCUGGAAAUGGAAUCGAAAAUGACUGCAUGUCGAUUCAAUUUUUUGCACCCGAGCCACUAAAUUAGCCGAGAGGAUCAGCUGUCAAUUGGCUAUGUGUUGAAAACCUAGAUAUGCCUUCUAUGUUGGUGAAGGGGCAUUAACCAUUGCAAAGGACAAUGAAACGUAACCAACUCUUUAGAUGGAGCGCUAGGAAGAAAAGUAUGAAGAUUGUUAACGAAAAGUUGAACACUAAGCCAAUCACACCUCUGAAUCAUGUUCAAAACUCACCCCUAGAGUUCCACUGGAUAAAAUUUAACCCUUAACUAAAGUCUAGUCGGCAACUUCCCUUCGGCUUGCGUUGUUGUUGUGCAGAAAGGACACGCAGGAGCAAUUCAAAGCAAGACUUAGACGUUUGACGACACAAAGCGCUCUUGUUCCUGUCUGAAGGCUGUUCUCAAAUGCCAGAAUCAAAUACCUGGUAACUUCAGAGGCAUUCUCUCCCAAAUCAGAGAGAACUGAUUCUUGUAAAAGUGGGAUAUCACUUCCCAAUUUAGUGGAUCUAAAAUCUGCUACACUUAGAGCAGUGUGAUAGUCGCAGUCCACCAUUCAAUUCCAGGUUGGCAAAGAGGCGCAGAAACAGGAAAUCAACAUGAGAUACACUGAACUGACUGUAAGCUGUGAAACAUUGAAUUUCUGGAGAAAAUUGAAGCUCUCGACUAACACAAAGGGAUAACGAGGGGUCAGAGAGGGCCUGAUCCAAGGAAACUCAAACAAACAAACGUGUAGGUCGGGAGGGGUGGACUCAAGGGGUUUGCAAUACUGUGCAAGAACAAAUUGAUACGAUGAGUGACAGGCACACUUUUGGUUAUCAGGAUAUUUCGGUUCCAAAUCAUAAAUGCUAUUCAAGAGAGAAAAAUCGCCAGGUUCAGGAAUACCAAACUUAAAAGUGUCGAAAGUUCCGUAAAGUUCCUGUUGAUUAACAAGUUUGAGCAUUCUUUCUUAAUAACCUUUUCUACUUUCUACUUUUACGAUCCAGGGUUGGAAUACUAAUAUCAGGGUCCCAGUGGAACCAUCAUCCAGUCCAGCUCCGUGAACUUAUAUUCCAAGGACAGGGUUUCAGAACUUGGACCCAACUCAAGAGCUCGAAAAACAGCAUAGAAUGAGGCAUCGACAAGGCGGAGCCAGGUUUUCAAUGCAAGCUGCAUCACUGAGAGAUCAACAUGUGAAACUGUUCCCACAAAUGAGUGAAGAAAAGCGUCCUUGCUGCAGUGACCCAGUCUAUGACAGCUCAGAGGAUGGGCAGACUCCAAGUAUGGCGUUUGUAAUGUGCAAACAUUGCAGGGAAAACGUGCUCAAUCCAUCUGAAGAGGAACAAGGAGAACGUGAGAGGGUGUCAUCUUCAUGAAUGAAUCGGCACAGAUGAUGCGGAAGAACAAACCAGUUGGUUGUCGAUCAGAACUGAAACAAUUAGAUGUAGUUCAUCAUGAUCACUUAUUCUGAAAAGCUGUAGGAUACCUGGAUUCAUUAGCUCAAAAGGAAUUGAUUGUGUGCUUGUUGACUGUCAUUCCUGUAGUGCUUACCAUGGAUUGGAAAAUUAAAAUUGCUCAACUUACUCGUUCAAAAAACAAAGAAACAAUUCUUUGUUCUACUCUGCAACCCCUUAUUUUCACUGUGUUUUUAUUUUCUUUUAUUGUAUUGACAAUUCAAUGGUGUAUGUUUCAUAAA